Molecule: messenger RNA, 2471 nt
Organism: Trichoplusia ni (cabbage looper)
Lineage: Eukaryota; Metazoa; Arthropoda; Insecta; Lepidoptera; Noctuidae
Product: calcium/calmodulin-dependent protein kinase type 1-like
Exons: 2
Coding region: 151-1230 (359 amino acids)
Biological process (GO): protein phosphorylation
Molecular function (GO): calmodulin binding; calcium/calmodulin-dependent protein kinase activity; ATP binding
Source: RefSeq, a predicted model, not a curated record
GCGCCCUGCGCAACAUUCGUGAAUCCAGCCGAGCAAGAUUAUUGUUCUGUUGAGAUUCGAGCCAGUCUCGAUAUACCUAUCUACAGUGUGUACGUAGAUAUUUAUUAGAUAAGUAGUGUAGUUCAAAAACUGCGAGUGUGAGGCGCGAAGAUGCCUCUAUUUGGCAAAAAAGAUUUCGGAAGAAAGUCCAAAAAAGAUGGUAAAGAUGCUGAGAAACAACCAUCUAUCGAAGACAAGUACGUCGUCAAAGAUCUGUUGGGGACAGGAGCAUUUUCCGAGGUACGUUUGAUAGAGAGCAAAGAAAACGGGCAGAUGUUCGCAUGUAAAAUUAUCGACAAAAAAGCUCUUAAAGGCAAGGAGGACUCGUUAGAAAAUGAAAUACGUGUCCUAAAAAGAUUUAGCGAACAAGCAAAAGGCGAGGGCGCCGAGAAGAAGAUGUUUUCGCAUCCGAAUAUCGUCCAGCUGCUCGAGACAUAUGAGGAUAAGAAUAAAGUGUAUCUCGUGAUGGAACUGGUCACGGGUGGCGAAUUGUUUGAUAGAAUUGUUGAGAAAGGCUCUUAUACUGAGAAAGAUGCAUCCAAUUUAAUUAGGCAAGUGUUGGAAGCAGUUGAUUACAUGCACUCUCAAGGAGUGGUGCAUAGAGAUUUAAAACCUGAGAACCUGCUGUACUACAGUGCUGAUGAGGAUAGUAAAAUUAUGAUAAGUGACUUUGGCUUGUCUAAGAUAGAAGACUCUGGAAUAAUGGCCACAGCUUGUGGUACUCCAGGUUAUGUUGCCCCAGAAGUGUUGGCGCAGAAGCCAUAUGGGAAGGCAGUGGAUGUGUGGAGCAUAGGAGUUAUAUCCUACAUCUUGCUUUGUGGAUACCCUCCAUUUUAUGAUGAGAAUGAUGCAAACCUGUUUGCUCAGAUUCUGAAGGGAGACUUUGAAUUUGAUUCACCUUACUGGGACGACAUUAGUGAUUCCGCUAAAGACUUCAUCCGGCAUUUAAUGUGUGUUGAUGUGGAGAAGAGAUACACUUGCAAGCAAGCUUUGGCUCAUCCAUGGAUUUCAGGCAACGCUGCCAGCAACAAGAACAUCCAUGGCACUGUUUCUGAGCAACUCAAGAAGAACUUUGCCAAGUCUCGCUGGAAACAGGCCUACCAUGCUACCACUGUUAUCAGGCAAAUGCAGAAAAUGGCGCUCAAUAGUAGCAGCUCAAGUCGCAAUGCUAAUGCCCAGGCCAAACAAUAGUUGCAUUGUUUGACUACCCACCUUCCUAUUGCCAUUGUUACACCUACCUAGAAAGGUACCAAAUAUAGUAGGUUUUAACAGUCUUGUAACGACUAAUGUCUAAGUUGGACACGAUCCUGUUUAUGCAGCACCAUUCGGUGUGAUGCUUGUUAAAUUGGUAGAUAUCACAUUAAUUGGAAUUCAUUGUCAAUACAGUUGCUAAGAGACGCGUCUGAUUCGUGUCAUCGCUAUAUUUGUGGCGCCUCUAUGCCGUUUAUACUUCACAUGAGUGUUCGUCAAAUCUAUGUACUUGGAGCAGUGCUUAUAAAACGUAUAUUGUAGGCAUGUUACAUAAUGAUAAAAAAAUCAACGAACUGUUUAUAAGACAUUAUGUCUAGUCAUUUUAUCGUUUCUGCUUGCAUAAAAAAUAUCCCAUCUUAAUUGGAUUAAUUAAUAAUUAAUAUGGUAAUUGUAGUUGAAGGUAACAUAAUGGAGUUACAUUCUAAUAUAUACAUAUAUCCCUAAUCAAUUUAUCAUGAUAUUCCUAAUCUAUAUUUAUUAUACUAUUAUUUGAAAAAUGCAUGUAGAUGCUAUUUCUUUUAAGCAAACUUGACAUUUUAUUUUAUAUAUUUUGUAUAACUUAUUCCUAAAUCUUGACCAUGAAUCUUUUGAAGGUUUUAUCUUUACUUUUUCUUUUUAAUUCUCAAUAUAAAUCAAUAUAAUUAGGUAGGAUAACAAAAUGUUCUCUUUAAAAGAUACUGACUAAAUAGUUAUUACUUAGGUCUGGUGAUACUGACAAAUCACCUAAUAAUAAGGUCUGUUGCAAAUUUCUUUAGAAUUACAAAUUAAUAAAGUGACGAAUAUUUACACUUAAAUGAUAAUGUUUGGAUAUGAUAAAGUAUAUUAUUAGGCAUUGAGGAUGUUGAACAGCUGUUUACUUACCAUAUAAAUCCAUUGAAGUGUCUGUACUUAGGUACUCUUUAAAGAAAUUGAGAUAGCCAUGUCUUGUGAUUAUUCUAAUUGAACCUUCAAGUAGUUGUUUUAAAGUUUGUUAAUCAAUUACCUAUGCUACUCCUAGUGUAAGUUUCGUGAUUCUAACGCUAAGUCCUAUAUCCACUGUCAUAUUCAAAUACCUGUUAAGUAGUGAAUUAUUAUAUCUUACCUAUAUGCACUGUUGAAUUCAAUGUUGUCAUAUAAUACUCUGCAUACAAAAGGAUUGUAUAAUAGUGUGAUUCCUUGCAAAUAUCUUUAAACAUAUUACC